Messenger RNA from Phodopus roborovskii (desert hamster), 4391 nucleotides. It is a transcript of the gene Rasgrp3, whose product is annotated as RAS guanyl releasing protein 3. Lineage: Eukaryota; Metazoa; Chordata; Mammalia; Rodentia; Cricetidae. The record is from RefSeq and is a predicted model, not a curated record. Gene Ontology annotation, cellular component: plasma membrane. Gene Ontology annotation, biological process: Ras protein signal transduction; positive regulation of GTPase activity. The transcript has 18 exons. Bases 587 to 2662 code for a protein of 691 amino acids. Gene Ontology annotation, molecular function: calcium ion binding; guanyl-nucleotide exchange factor activity.
CUUAGGAGAAGGUUUGCCAGCUGGGAGAAUAAUGAGCUUCGGUUUCUGACCUCCUGGCACAGCUCGGUGUUUAUCAGGAGGUGCAUAUGACUGGGUAAGACAUACAGCCUGGCUCGAAGGGAACAGCUGCUGGCGGCAUGCUACACACUUGGCAGCUAGACAGGCAGAGCGCUGGUGUGAGGAAGAGAAAAUCACCCUAGUAAGUUUUCCAGAGCACUUGUAAUAGGAGUACAAUGAACCAGCUCUUAUGUCUGCUUCCUUGAUGCCCUUUCCAGGGAUGACAACUGCCUUUGACAUCUUCUAAGACCUGGAACUCUAUCUGCAUGAAAAUAGAUUGUGCUUUUUAAAAUAAAUCAAUUAAGAUUAUAAAAGAACCAACCCUAAAUACACCCAACAAGACAAGAGGAGCAUGCUAUGACAUUAGGGAGAGCUGUAUUUUUGCACAGUGGGAUUAUAGAGUUUUCUUGAAGUAUAAUUAGGAGCAGAGGCUACCACGGGGCGAGGGAAGCAGUGGUUGCUACAGCUAUGGAGGUGAUCUGUCUACCGCUGGAAAUAUCUACAGAUUUUUGACAACGGCUAAAUAACCAUGGGGUCCAGCAGCCUUGGGAAAGCAGCAACGCUAGAUGAACUGCUCAACACAUGCAUUGAGAUGUUUGAUGACAGUGGAGAGUUGAAUGACAGCUACUUGCCAAGAAUAGUUCUAUUGAUGCACCGAUGGUAUUUAUCGUCUACUGAACUGGCAGAAAAGCUCCUCUGCAUGUAUCAGAAUGCCAGUGGAGAAGGCUGUGAUGAGUUCCGACUGAAGGUCUGCUAUUUCAUGAGGUACUGGAUUCUGAAAUUCCCUGCAGAGUUUAAUUUGGAUCUUGGUUUGAUUCGUAUGACUGAGGAGUUCCGGGAAGUAGCCAGUAAACUAGGAUAUGAAAAACACAUCAAUCUCAUGGACAUAUCCAGCAUUCCUUCUUAUGACUGGAUGAGGAGAGUGACACAGAGGAAAAAAGCAUCGAAAAAGGGGAAGGCUUGUCUCUUGUUUGACCAUCUGGAGCCCAUUGAGUUGGCUGAGCACCUCACUUUUCUGGAGCAUAAAUCUUUUAGAAGGAUCUCAUUCACAGAUUAUCAGAGUUAUGUCAUCCAUGGCUGCCUGGAGAAUAACCCAACUCUGGAAAGAUCUAUUGCUUUAUUUAAUGGAAUCUCUAAGUGGGUCCAGUUGAUGGUUCUCAGCAAACCAAGUCCUCAGCAAAGGGCAGAAGUAAUCACAAAGUUCAUCAAUGUAGCGCAGAAACUCCUUCAACUAAAAAAUUUUAACACCUUGAUGGCAGUGGUUGGAGGGCUUAGUCAUAGCUCCAUUUCCCGACUCAAAGAGACCCAUUCUCAUCUCUCUUCAGAAGUUACAAAGAACUGGAACGAAAUGACAGAGUUGGUCUCCUCCAACGGCAAUUAUUGCAAUUACCGAAAGGCCUUCGCUGACUGUGAUGGCUUCAAAAUCCCCAUCCUGGGCGUGCACUUGAAAGACUUGAUAGCAGUCCAUGUCAUUUUCCCAGACUGGAUGGAAGAGAACAAAGUGAACAUUGUGAAAAUGCACCAGCUCUCUGUUACCCUGAGUGAACUGGUCUCCCUGCAGAACGCCUCUCACCACUUGGAACCUAACAUGGAUUUGAUCAACCUGCUCACUCUCUCUCUGGACCUCUACCACACUGAAGAUGAUAUUUACAAAUUGUCACUGGUGCUGGAGCCUAGAAAUCCCAAAUCGCAGCCUACCUCCCCUACAACACCCAACAAGGCUGUAGUGCCCCUGGAGUGGGCUUCAGGAGUGAUACCAAAGCCAGACCCCACAAUCAUCAAUAAACACAUAAGGAAGUUGGUUGAGUCUGUGUUUCGAAACUAUGAUCAUGACCAUGAUGGAUACAUCUCUCAAGAGGACUUUGAGAGCAUAGCUGCCAAUUUCCCCUUCCUGGAUUCCUUCUGUGUGCUAGACAAAGAUCAGGAUGGCCUAAUUAGCAAGGAUGAAAUGAUGGCUUAUUUCCUGAGAGCUAAAUCCCAGCUACAUUGCAAAAUGGGACCAGGAUUUAUCCAUAAUUUUCAGGAGAUGAACUAUCUCAAGCCGACCUUCUGUGAACACUGUGCAGGCUUUCUCUGGGGCAUAAUCAAACAAGGCUACAAAUGCAAAGACUGUGGAGCCAACUGUCAUAAACAGUGCAAAGACCUUCUGGUUCUGGCCUGCAGGAGACUUGCCCGCGCACCUUCAUUGGGCAGCAAUCCUGGGUCACUGCCUGGAAGCCCCGCCUUGCCCCCAGUGCAGGAUGAGGUGUUUGAGUUUCCUGGGGUCACUGCUGGGCACCGGGACCUGGACAGCAGAGCCAUCACACUGGUUACAGGCUCUUCUCGUAAAAUCUCCGUGAGGCUACAGCGAGCCACCACUAGUCAAGCUACACAGACAGAACCUGUGUGGUCAGAGGCUGGCUGGGGAGACUCGGGAUCCCAUACGUUCCCCAAAAUGAAAUCCAAGUUCCAUGACAAAGCAGCUAAGGACAAAGGCUUUGCCAAGUGGGAAAAUGAGAAGCCCACGGUACAAGGUGGUGUGGAUGUUGUAGACCAAGGCACUGCAUUUGAACCUGACCAGGAUGAAGGGCAAGAUGAAGCCAAACAGGACGGUGAGGAUGGCUGAGAUCAAGCUGGGGAAACUGAAGGCAAUCAUGUCAGCUUUGGGGAGAAGAGAAGCUCUGAGAAUCACUUCCAGCCCUGGAAGCAGUCUGCAUAUGCUCACUGCCUCAUGUCCUUGUGGGAUCUCCAUGACUGAACUAAGGAGGAGGGAUUUACACGGGACUCUGAACUAUUUAUUUCCCACAAUCCGCCCUGCAGAGGUGCCAAGAACACUGUUAUGCACUCAGCGGUUUCUCACAUCUCUCUAGAGCCAUUUAUACACAGAGGACUGAGAGUUUUGGCCCUAUGUGUGUGACACCCACUCUCUUUCUGGACAGUGUUUUAAAAGUUGUGGUGUGUGUGUGUGUGUGUGUGUGUGUGUGUGUGAAGGGUGUCUCAUAAGGAGGUGAGUCUGAGCUCCUUUUGUGUGCCUUUUAGAUGGGACCAGGACUUAAAGUUUUGCUGGGGGACAGAGAGUGAUUCCUCUGAGGAUAAUCAGCUUUAAGAAUUUUUUGAGAGUCCUAUCACACAGUGGCUGUGCAAUGGCCGGUGUGUGUAUCACCUAGGUCUCACCAAUCCUGUAUCACUAAAAGGAAUCACAGCCCCCAAGCUUUCCUCAUAUUCAUACUAGCUACAUUGGGGGGGGGUAUAUAUAUGCCUGGCCACCUAAUUGUGUUCCCUAAUCUUUCUGAAGAUUCCAAAAUUAGGGUGUUAAUUAAGAAAUUAAGUUCUGAGGGAUAAAAUUUACUAGAAAAAAACAAAACAAAACAAAAACAAAGGAACAAACAAAAUGACUGAAUCUCUAGGUGAAAAGGAGAGCAACCAGUUUGGAAAGCUAAAAGAGACUUUAAGAUGCUUGUUUUAGAUAACAUCCUGAUGCAAAAAGUAUCUUAACUCUUCCUGUUAAUUCUCACCCACAGUUGAAGAAUAUCCUCAGAAAGAUAAAUCAUAAACCUCAACUGUGGACUGAUAUUCCAUUUAUGCUCUUAAAAUAUUGGUAAUUUAAAGCCUUCCUAUGGAUGUGAAUCUUAUGAAAUAGUGGUUCAUGAUGCUCAGAAAUAGAGACAAAGUCAGGCUGGGGUUACAUAUCUCUGUCACACACCUCAGGACAUGAGGUAGGAGGACCCUCAAGUCUGAGGUCAGCCUAGGAAACUUAGCAAGGUUCUACCAAACCUACUAAUAUAACAAAGAAAAUUGAGGUGAUUGAAUCUGUUACUGAGGGGGCCAUCUGAUGCCAAAUGACCAGUGAAAAAAUCUUUCACAGAGGUACCCUGGUCUACGUUUGAGGGCUAACAUGUCUGCAUCUCAUGGACACCAAUUGUGUUUUUGUUUGGGAACGUCAUUGGUGGUUCUGCUCUCGUCUUUAGAAAAUGAGAGUCUGAGGGCAGGAAGGCUAAGUGGUUCCAGUGUCUUCAGUAGCCAUGUGAGAACUGAACCCUGGUCCUCUAGAAGAGUGGUCAGUGCUCUUAACCAACCACUGAACCAUCUCUCUAACCCUAGUUCUAGGGGGAGAGCUGAUGUAAUGUGUCCUAAAGUUUCUGGAAUGGGGAAUGAGUCAGACUGGGAAUACUGAAGCCAAUGAUUGAAGGUGCUGUGAUUAAGCUUGGUAUGAACUCACUUAGCAAUGCCAAGCACCUCAGAGGGUAGUGGUGUUGGACUGAUGUAUAUACACUGUUACUAGUCAUAAAUACAGCUAAAUACAUGUUAAUGAAUUAAAAACAGAAAAUGGUAACUCAAGUACAGGAAACACUUCU